Knipowitschia caucasica is the source of this 1785-nucleotide messenger RNA. NCBI's taxonomy places the organism in Eukaryota, Metazoa, Chordata, Actinopteri, Gobiiformes, Gobiidae. The record is from the annotation of a GenBank genome assembly.
AUGACCUCUGACCUCUCUGCUCCUGUGUCUGAGCGAGAGCAGGAGCUAGGAGAGGAGGAGGCUGAAGAGGAGGUGGCAGGAGAGGAGGAGGCUGAAGAGGAGGUGGCAGGAGAGGAGGAGGCUGAAGAGGAGGAGGGUAAAAAGGAGGAGGCUGAAGAGGAGGAGGGUAAAGAGGAGGAGGGUAAAGAGGAGGAGGCUGAAGAGGAGGAGGGUAAAAAGGAGGAGGCUGAAGAGGAGGAGGGUAAAGAGGAGGAGGGUAAAGAGGAGGAUGCUGAAGAGGAGGAGGGUAAAAAGGAGGAGGCUGAAGAGGUGGAGGCUGAAGAGGAGGAGGCAGGAGAGGAGGAGGGUAAAGAGGAGGAGGCUGAAGAGGAGGAGGGUAAAAAGGAGGAGGGUAAAGAGGAGGAGGGUAAAGAGGAGGAGGGUAAAGAGGAGGAGGCUGAAGAGGAGGAGGGUAAAGAGGAGGAGGGUAAAAAGGAGGAGGCUGAAGAGGUGGAGGCUGAAGAGGAGGAGGCAGGAGAGGAGGAGGGUAAAGAGGAGGAGGCUGAAGAGGAGGAGGGUAAAAAGGAGGAGGGUAAAGAGGAGGAGGGUAAAGAGGAGGAGGGUAAAGAGGAGGAGGCUGAAGAGGAGGAGGGUAAAAAGGAGGAGGCUGAAGAGGAGGAGGGUAAAAAGGAGGAGGCUGAAGAGGAGGAGGGUAAAGAGGAGGAGGGUAAAGAGGAGGAGGCUGAAGAGGAGGAGGAGGAGGAGGGUAAAGAGGAGGAGGCUGAAGAGGAGGAGGGUAAAAAGGAGGAGGGUAAAGAGGAGGAUGCUGAAGAGGAGGAGGGUAAAAAGGAGGAGGGUAAAGAGGAGGAGGCUGAAGAGGAGGAGGGUAAAGAGGAGGAGGCUGAAGAGGAGGAGGGUAAAAAGCAGGAGGCUGAAGAGGAGGAGGGUAAAAAGGAGGAGGCUGAAAAGGAGGAGGGUAAAAAGGAGGAGGGUAAAGAGGAGGAGGGUAAAGAGGAGGAGGCUGAAGAGGAGGAGGGUAAAGAGGAGGAGGCUGAAGAGGAGGAGGGAGGGGGUAAAGAGGAGGAGGCUGAAGAGGAGGAGGGUAAAGAGGAGGAGGCUGAAAAGGAGGAGGGUAAAGAGGAGGAGGGUAAAAAUGAGGAGGGUAAAGAGGAGGAGGGUAAAGAGGAGGAGGCUGAAGAGGAGGAGGGUAAAGAGGAGGAGGCUGAAGAGGAGGAGGCUAAAGAGGAGGAGGCUGAAGAGGAGGAGGCUGAAGAGGAGGAGGAUAAAGAGGAGGAGGGUAAAGAGGAGGAGGCUGAAGAGGUGGAGGCUGAAGAGGAGGAGGAUAAAGAGGAGGAGGCUGAAGAGGUGGAGGCUGAAGAGGAGGAGGAUAAAGAGGAGGAGGCUGAAGAGGAGGAGGGUAAAGAGGAGGAGGAUAAAGAGGAGGAGGAUAAAGAGGAGGAGGCUGAAGAGGAGGAGGGUAAAAAGGAGGAGGGUAAAGAGGAGGAGGGUAAAGAGGAGGAGGGUAAAGAGGAGGAGGGUAAAAAGGAGGAGGGUAAAGAGGAGGAGGGUAAAAAGGAGGAGGGUAAAGAGGAGGUUGCUGAAGAGGAGGAGGGUAAAGAGGAGGAGGCUGAAGAGGAGGAGGGUAAAGAGGAGGAGGCUGAAGAGGAGGAGGGUAAAAAGGAGGAGGCUGAAGAGGAGCAGGGUAAAGAGGAGGAGGCUAUUCACAAGGAUCAGGAAGAGUUCAGUUUCUUUACGGCACUUUGGGAGCGAGAGCAGCUGAGUGUCCUGAAUGUUGUGAAUGUUUGA